Messenger RNA from Liolophura sinensis, 2721 nucleotides. RefSeq names its product carnosine synthase 1-like. The record is from RefSeq and is a predicted model, not a curated record. The coding region runs from base 1 to 2721 and encodes 906 amino acids. The transcript has 6 exons. Lineage: Eukaryota; Metazoa; Mollusca; Polyplacophora; Chitonida; Chitonidae. Gene Ontology annotation, molecular function: carnosine synthase activity; ATP binding; metal ion binding. Gene Ontology annotation, biological process: carnosine biosynthetic process.
AUGUCGUUGACCGUAGGUAUGAAUGGUGAUUGGGAACAGUUCUCUGACGACCCAGCAGUCCGUCAUCGCUAUGAAGAGCUCCAACAGGUCCUUCACAGCAUAGGCUAUCCUUCUAUAGAUGACCAGUCCGGUAGUCCUUGCAAGGGAUUCAGCGAGAAGGACGUCACCAUAGCUUGGUUGUCCUCCAAUCUCGAGGGCCUUAGUCUGCUUCUUGAAAGUUGCCAACACUGUCCCGGAGACCUGUUCUUAGUUCUCUCAUCGGACUGGCUAAUCAAGAAGCCUUUGUUCUCAAACAAGGUCAACAUGACCCAACCUGGUGCCUUUGUCCAGUCUGCUUUGUAUGUCAAGAAAGGUAUUUGCUGCUACAAAGGGGGUAGUUCGUAUCUAAAAGUAUUUGAUCCUCCCAGGAAGGUCACCUAUUUCUUUAACUCUACCUCCGAUGCGUCUCUUAUUCAGCUGUUUAAUGAUGUGGACUGUCCGCAAAGUGUGCCCCCGGGAACAUCACGUUUAUUGUCCGAUAUAAUUCUCAUGAGGAUUCUUUUGGCACAAUCUGGAAUAAAGGUGCCGAAAACUCUGGCCUUUCCUUACAAACCAAGACAAAUUUACGACAAAAAUAUCUCUGGGAUAACUGUAGUGCCUAUAACUUCUGAUGGUUAUCAAGUGGCUGAUGUACUUCGACCUGCCAUUACCAAUUUCCAGGAAUCUCCGGAUAUCUCAGAUGCUGAGUGGGUUACAGUUAAAAUCUUCAGAGUCAGAGAUAACGAUGACAAAGCAACCCUGGGCACCAGACUACGGAAAACUGGGGAUAUUCUGGGCGCUGUCUGUGAUCUGCUUCCGCACGCUAGCAAAGGCGAUAUCAUUCUGAUCCAGUGCGAUGGGAUGAAUACGAACAGGUUUACGAAACCGAACCAAAAUGAGAACAAACUGAACGAGUUGUGUAGCCACGAAAAACGAGAUGUGGGUGUUCAUAUUCAGACAACAGUAUGCCGUAACCCGGAAGACGAACCUGUGCACACAUCGACUUUAUGCUUCAUCAGUGGGGAUAUGUUACAAGGACGAAUUAACGAAGCUCCAGUCCAGUCACUGGAGGACACGCUUAAGGAUUUGGAAAUAAACAGCGAACCAAAGCAACAGUUCUUAAGAAAUGAGCUGAAACGCAUUUCCGAAGAGAUAAUGAAAAUCAUAAUGGAACUGGACGGACGAAUUGACGAUGACAGAAGCACAAACGCCCAAACAGAUUUAAUAGUUGUGGAUUUUAUGGUGACUUCUGAGAAAGGGGAUUUACUUCCGGUUCCAGUUAACGUUGGCUGCCAGAGGAAUCAACUGUAUGACGUCAUCAAUCCUGAUGAAGCAGGCGAAGCAGUCAGACCUCUGCUGGCCACCAUGCUAACUCGUUCUCUAAAGUACAUUCUGGCUGAAAAGAGAAUACUGGUCCUUGGCGCAGGACUCGUGGGCAAAACGUUUGUAUGGAACACGGCAAGAGACUGUGGCAUUAAGGUUCAUCUCAUUGAUGAGGACCCGAACACUUACGCUGCUGACUUGGUGGAGGAAUUUAUUCACUACGACAUGUCGGACCAUACGCGAGACAAGGAGCACUGUGAGAUCAUAGUACAGAUGCUUCAGACAUCCGAACGCCCAGCUCUAGACGGCUGUGUGACUUUGUGGGAUGAUUGUGUUCCUCUGACAGCCAUGAUAUGCGAAGCAAUGUCCUUUGUGGGGUCUCCUAUUGACGCUGCUGUACGGGCGAAUACCAAGAGUAAAACCCAGGAAUUCUUGUUCAGUAAGUGCCCUAACACAAUGCUUGGUCGGCUCCAGAAGAGUUAUGCUUCGAGUUCAUAUCAAAUCAGAAGUCGCGAUCAGAUUAAAUUGGCGUCACGUGUUGUGAAAUUCCCUGCUGUAAUGAAACCAGAGUACGGUGCAGGUUCGAUAGGCGUCAAACUACUUGACAAUAUUGGCAGUUGUUACGCAUUUUAUGAUCAGGCUCAGUGGUAUAUGAAGACGGAAAACGACUUUCCGGGUGUAUGUCAUGGGACGUCUAUGCUGCUAAUGGAUUACCUCGUGGGUACGGAACACGGUGUUGACGUUGUUAUUUACGACAAAAAGCUAGUAACGGCUUUCGUGCACGACAAGGGUCCAACGCGUCUCCCAACGUUCACGAAAGUUUCCAGUUGUUUUCCCACAACGCUUUCUCCCAGCAAGGCCAAUCAGCUGGUAUACGCGGCUUUUCAUUGUUGCAUUGGCAUUGGUCUGGACAACGGUACGUUUAAUGUGGACUUGAAAAUGACCGCCACAGGGCCAAAGCUGAUUGAAAUCAACGCCAGACUUGGAGGUUACGAUCUACGAGACAACAUCAAGAAAUGUUUCAAAGUGGAUACUCUUCUGCUUUGCUUCGCCAUCUCCUGCGGUAUUCGGCCCAGGCUGGUUAAAUCUCGGCCUUCUUGUUACAUCAUGACUCUUUGUCUGACAGCAUCAGAUCACGGCCAUGCGCUGACACCAGACACCUUGGAACUACUGAGGAAACUUAAAGACCAAGGGUUAAUGGAUUUUAGUCAGUUUCAGGCGACUUUGUCGCCUAGCGCAAUGAACGAUCCAUUCUGUUCAAUUGGAGCAACAGCUUCAGAUUGUCACACAGCAAAAGUGAAACUAUUAGAACUCGGAAAGUGGCUUGGUCUGGAUGACAAAAACUUCCCAAUAACGUAUUGCCUGAGUAAAUUUACCUGA